CGUCUACAUCGCCCAUCAUCGUCGCCAUUGUUGACAUGGGCAAGAUUCCUCACCAGCCCCUCUAUUAGAUAUAAACAAGCCAUAAGCUCUAAAAUAUAACUGUUUCAGGAGUGAAUAGGAAAAAUCGUUUGUUUAACAAAAAACGAUGUUGACGCCUGUGAAGCAACUUCCGCCUUUUCUCCAAGGGGCUGCACCGGAAGUCUCUUGGCUUUCUCAAUAAGGGGCUAUUGAUAAGCCGUUGCAUUCUGGGAAAUGUAGUUUAGUGGGAACAGUGGGCCAAACCUCCCAAAUGUUUUUCGCGCCUUUGAGACCUAUGAGGGCGUUCGGUUUCUGCUGAUCGCGUUCACCGCUGGUAGGAUAGCCCCCACGCCUGUCGAAACUGAAAGUCACUCUUAGAGCAAAGGGGCAGGGCCCAGUGAUUUCCUCCUCCCUGCUUCCCUUUCCCUCAGCAGAGGAUUUCCUGUGGGGGGAGGAGCAGCCGUCGCUGCAUUGAUCCUGCCCAGACGUGAAGGCGCUUCUCUGGGAUCCCCUGCCGAGAGCUGUAUAAGCAAGAAGACGGCGCGACAGGAUGUUUUCUUUUAAUAUGUUUGAUCAUCCAAUCCCCCGAGUUUUCCAGAACCGCUUCUCAACCCAGUAUCGUUGCUUCUCAGUAUCUAUGCUUGCAGGACCUAAUGACAGAUCAGAUGUGGAGAAAGGCGGGAAGAUAAUUAUGCCACCAUCUGCUUUGGAUCAACUCAGUCGACUUAACAUUACAUACCCAAUGUUAUUUAAGCUGACCAAUAAAAAUUCAGAUCGAAUGACACAUUGUGGUGUGCUAGAAUUUGUGGCUGAUGAAGGCAUUUGUUACCUUCCACAUUGGAUGAUGCAGAACUUGCUUCUGGAAGAAGGAGGCCUGGUGCAGGUAGAGAGUGUUAACCUUCAAGUGGCUACUUAUUCAAAGUUUCAACCACAAAGUCCAGACUUCCUUGACAUCACCAAUCCCAAAGCUGUACUAGAAAAUGCUUUGAGAAACUUUGCUUGUCUAACCACUGGGGAUGUUAUUGCCAUCAACUACAAUGAGAAGAUCUACGAGCUCCGGGUAAUGGAGACCAAACCUGAUAAAGCUGUGUCCAUCAUAGAGUGUGAUAUGAAUGUGGAUUUUGAUGCACCUUUGGGGUACAAAGAACCAGAAAGACACACACAACACGAGGAGAACACAGAUGUUGAAGCAGAUCACAGUGGCUACGUGAGUGACCUAGGAUUUCGUGCAUUCUCUGGCUCUGGGAAUAGGCUAGAUGGUAAGAAGAAAGGUGUCGAGCCUAGUCCCUCACCAAUUAAACCAGGAGACAUUCGAAGAGGAAUACCUAAUUAUGACUUCAAAAUCGGUAGGAUCACAUUCAUUAGAAAUUCUCGACCACUAGUCAAGAAAGUUGAAGAGGAUGAAUCUGGUAGCCGGUUCAUUGCAUUUUCAGGAGAAGGCCAGUCCCUGCGCAAGAAAGGAAGAAAACCAUAACUUAUGGAACCUUUGGCCAAUUGGGGAGAAUAAAAUAAUAUUGCACUGUU
Pelodiscus sinensis (Chinese soft-shelled turtle) is the source of this 1542-nucleotide messenger RNA. It is a transcript of the gene UFD1, whose product is annotated as ubiquitin recognition factor in ER associated degradation 1. NCBI's taxonomy places the organism in Eukaryota, Metazoa, Chordata, Testudines, Trionychidae. Gene Ontology annotation, molecular function: polyubiquitin modification-dependent protein binding. Gene Ontology annotation, biological process: ERAD pathway; ubiquitin-dependent protein catabolic process. Gene Ontology annotation, cellular component: VCP-NPL4-UFD1 AAA ATPase complex. The record is from RefSeq and is a predicted model, not a curated record.